AUGGCAAGAAUGGUUUUCGAUGGCAUGCCGAGAAGGAGCACGGUGUCAUGGAAUGUCAUUUUUGCGCUAUACGCAAAGGUGAAGGACUGGCGUGAGUGUUUGAAUCUGUUUGAUGCGAUGAUGGCUGUGGGGGAAAGCAAACCAAAUGAGAAGACAUUUGUGAGCAUUUUGACAGCCUGUGGGAACCUGGGUGAUCUUGAGAGGGGAAGGUGGGUGCAUCACUUGGUUCGUGAGAAGUGGGAGAGACUUCUUCCUGACGUACUACUUCUUACUGCUAUGCUGACAAUGUAUGCCAAGUGUGGGGUGAUGGGGACAGCAAAGGAGAUAUUUGAUUCGAUGAUCGAAAAGAGUGUUGCAUCCUGGAACUCAAUGAUCAUUGGCUAUGGGUUGCAUGGGCACAGUGAGAAGGCCCUUGAGUUGUUCAUGGAGAUGGAGAAGAAUGGGCCUCAGCCAAAUGAGACGACUUUCAUCUGCAUCUUGAGCUCCUGUGCCCAUGGAGGCUUGGUGCUUGAAGGCUGGUGGUGUUUUGACAGGAUGGUCAGGUUCUACAAUAUGGAGCCCAAGGCUGAGCACUUUGGCUGUAUGAUGGAUCUCCUUGGUCGUGCUGGGCUGCUCAGAGACUCAGACAAGCUCAUCAAGAAUUUGCAGGCAAAGGUGUCACCUGCAUUAUGGGGUGCCCUGAUAUCAGCCUCUCGAACUCAGGACAGCUCCCAACUUGGAGAGUUUAUUGGAACUAAGCUGAUUGAAAUGAAGCCAACAGAGUUCAGCUCCUAUGUGUUUCUGUCAAACAUUUAUGCCGCGGAAGACAGAUGGGAUGAUGUUGAAAAAGUAAGGAAGGUGAUGAAGGAGAAGGUAGUGGAGAAAGAUGUGGGGAUUUGCUGA
Miscanthus lutarioriparius is the source of this 882-nucleotide messenger RNA. The record is from the annotation of a GenBank genome assembly. Lineage: Eukaryota; Viridiplantae; Streptophyta; Magnoliopsida; Poales; Poaceae.